Mya arenaria is the source of this 1336-nucleotide messenger RNA. RefSeq lists its product as uncharacterized. NCBI's taxonomy places the organism in Eukaryota, Metazoa, Mollusca, Bivalvia, Myida, Myidae. Bases 36 to 590 code for a protein of 184 amino acids. The record is from RefSeq and is a predicted model, not a curated record. The transcript has 3 exons.
UAUGCGUAUAACUUAUUCGUUACAUCAUUUUGUAGAUGAUGAAUUUCCGUUCGGAUGUCCCACCCGAAGCUAGGAUCGGAGCUAUGGCAGCAUCAGAAUCAUCAUCAGUAGUAGCUGAAUGUAUUGUUUUUUAUUGCCAAAAAGGCCACUUGGAAUGUCGUUUUUAUGACUAUGAAGGACCUCGGUCGCUCAAGGUCGACAACUAUAAAGAAAUCUUUCAGGAUGUGAACAUACAUACUGUGCAAAAGUACAACCACCCUUUAAAUGCAUGGCAGAUCACACGAAUAUUUCUUCGACACGAUUACAUUAUCUUUGAAGCGUCAGAUGGCAAGUGGUACUCAGUGGAAAAGAACACUACAUGUAUUUUGAUUCAGCGGGGUAGCAAGGAGCAGGUGUCUGAAAGGACUACCAGCAAUAUUCGACAUUUCUUUACAAGCAGAUUAUCCUGCAGCCAACCUGAGAAAGGGCAGAACACAUUGUAUUUACUUAUCGCAUGGCUUAUUAAGAACGAAACGGCGAACGGGUACUGCCUUAUCCGUAACAAUUGUCAGAACUUCGCUAAAAGAGUCUUCAAAUUCCUCACACAAUAAUUAUCGUUUGGAGCAGUUCUACCAAAAGCAAGGUGGUGCGUAGUGGUUUAGUCCUUCUAAAAGUGUUUGACUUCACACAUGUCAGUGGAUGAGAAAUGUGAAAGUAAUGACAUUGUGCGUUUAUAACAAUCUGAAGACAACUUAGACUGCAUAGUUUUAAACAGGUUCCAAGCAAUCUUAUGUUUUCAGAUGGAACUUAUUCGUACGAUAGAAGUUAUACCUACAAAGUUUCCAGGAAAUAUUUAUGUUAAUACGGAAGACGACAUCAAAAAUCUACUAUUGAUGGUCAGUGUACUCAAUAGUGCAAUGACUAUUUGUAUUGAUACCUAGACUUAUCUUUAAUUAUCAUGCAUGUAUGUUUCGCUGUAAAAAAGCUAAUCUAUAAUGUUAGAAAGCCCUAUAUUUCAUAAAUUGUUCAAUUAUACAAAGUCUUCAAAUGAGUAGUUUAAUCGGUUUUUUUUAAAGAUUCUAGUAAAGGGAUUAUAUUAAUGUACAAUUGUGUGAACUAAUAAGAAACUCCUCUAGCGCAUGUUUCAAAAUAGCAACUAAAGAAACGCUAAGUGGACCUCAAACUGUCUACUUCGUUUAUUAAUAAUAGUGUGCCUUACAGUUCAUAAACUAAUUAUAUGAUUAUAUCAUUAUAAAACAUAUCAUUUGAUUUUUCGGUAUAUAUUACCUCGUUAAGUUUUUUAUUUGUAUGCAUUUUUCUUAUAAUUCGUAUUUGAUAAUGAAAUAGAUUUGAAAUU